AUGGGUUCUUACGUUGGCCAUGUUCUUCCAGGGUCUAUUUUCAUAAUAUUUGGCCUAUGGUGGUGGUUUAACAUCUUUGCUAAGAUUGCGAAAGCCCAACUAAAUUAUUUCAAAAGACGCUCCCUUGCGCAGCAAGGGUGCACAGAGAAAUUUGACUUAGAACUCGACUUUGAAUCUUCUGUGUGGAUGAAAGUUCCUCUGCCAUGUCUAAGAGAUUUCCCCGCCGAGCCUUGUUUGAAAGUUAUAGGAUGCACCGUAGGAAUCAUUGCGGAGCUGUCGAGAGGCGAAUGGAGCCUUCUAGACAGUCAUGGGCAUUUUUCGCACCUAAACAACUUCGGUCACGCGACAAUGUAUGGUAGUUUUCUGUUGGCUGCCAUGGCAGAAAUUCUUCGCCAUUACAACAUCUUAUUUUUGCCUCCAACAACAGAUUAUGUUAUGUUUUCUAUGGCUUUUUUCCUGGUCGGGGAGUUGUUUUAUUUCCACGUCGAAGGUCGCAACGAUCUAGAACAAAAGGUACAUAUUCCGCUGUACACCGUUGCAUUUUCCAUUGCUUUUAUCAUAAUGCUGGAAGCGUGGCAACGCAAGAGUCUUAUCUUGUGUAUGGUGCGCUCAUUUCUCGUCGUUCUUCUCGGUGCCUGGUUCUUUCAGGUCGCUCAUGUGUUGUACGGGUCUCAUCCUUGGCAAGAUAUAAGUUCAAACCACGCAUUCGUCGCGAUUGUUUUUUCGUGGCACAUACUGGGCUUGCUGGCGUUUUUACUCGUCAAUCUUGUUGUAAUCGGGGUCGUAAUGUUUGCGUUCAGAAAAGCAACAGGAUGGUCGGUAGUCCUUAACCCUUCAGGAUGUCAAGAGAAAAGCGAACUUCACAGUUUGAUGAAUACAGAACAUGAUAACGAAGACGCGUAG
Pocillopora meandrina is the source of this 903-nucleotide messenger RNA. Lineage: Eukaryota; Metazoa; Cnidaria; Anthozoa; Scleractinia; Pocilloporidae. The record is from the annotation of a GenBank genome assembly.